Molecule: messenger RNA, 1392 nt
Organism: Mesorhabditis spiculigera
Lineage: Eukaryota; Metazoa; Nematoda; Chromadorea; Rhabditida; Rhabditidae
Source: the annotation of a GenBank genome assembly
AUGGGUCGGGUGCCCAUAACCAUCCAAGACGACGUGCGGCAGUUUCUUUGGAUCGCUAGAAAGCUCCGUGCCAAUGCCAUACUGCCGAAUCAGCUGAAAGGACUGGAGUUUUGGGGGCAGUAUGCGCGCGAAAACAAGAUCGACCGGACCGAGCAGGCGCUGCAGACAAGGUAUCGACGGAUCGUAGCUAACCUCUACACAUACCCCCUGUCGGCCGAGGACAUGCUGUUGUUGUACAAGAAGCUUGCGCUCCCGAUCGAUCCCUUCGAUGUUCAGCCGAUGCUAGAGGAAAAAUUCAAGUGCAAGAUUGACCUGCGAAGCCGUGAUUUUACAAUUCGGAGCUAUACCUUUAACGACGAGGAAUCCGGUGGGCCGGGAACACCCAGGGGUGAUGCUGGAGGACGGGGACGUCGCAAAAGCAUCCGGGUAGCUCCUAAUGCUACUCGACGUGCAGCCAACGAGGAAGGUGAAGCAAGAGAUACUUCAUUCAAUUUGACUGCCGAGCUCGACGAGAAGUUGGCCACCCUCGACGUGCAUUCUUCGCCGGCUCGCACUGCCAUCGCGGCCCAUAGGGAAGAAAUCAAGAAACAAGGCGCAACUCACUCGUCUCGCGUGUUCGAAUUGAAACGGCUUCGUGCCCCGAUUUCUGUGCAAUUGUCGCCUGGCUCACCAGUUUCCAGCCGCUCUUCGGUCGAUGCUAGGGCCACUCGAUCCGGAAGGCCGUUUACUCUCGACCAGCCAUGCACGUCGAAGGCGUCGGCCGCGGUUGAGAAGCAAAUGAUGGAGACGAGAAUGCGUGCGAGAAAACUGAGCACAUCCCCGAGGCUUCGGCAAAGCCCGCGACAUCGCCGGGCCUGGAUUUCUGACAGUGAUGAACAAGCCGAACGCGCCUCCACUCGCGAGCUGCUCGACCAACAUUGCGGUGGCUCUGUCGGAAUUCGGGAUGCGAUCGAACAACAAAUCUUCGAAGCCAGUGCCGGCGAGCAGCAGAGCUACAUUCAACACAAGGAGUCGAUCCUGCAGCUGCUGAAGAAGAACAAGGCCGUGCGGGCGGCGCUGAAGCCCGACUCGCAGCUGACUUCCCCGCCAAUCCUCUAUCAGCCAAAGCCGUUGAUGAAGCAUUGUGUCAAGGAGUGGCACAAACGCUUCGGCCGGGACACCCGGAUGAACCAGAUCGCCGUGACGCACAAGAAGAUCUGGGUCGGACAUCAGUAUAUGGCGACGCUCGAACUGAGAAAGUACGUUUGGGACCAGUUGAGCGCGGCUGAGCAGCGAGCUUAUAAUUUCUCGGGCAAUUCGGAUGCAUACAAAGAAGCCAUCGAGAAGGCCGGGGACCAGAUCCGCUACCAACUGAAACGUCUCUUCUUCCCGGACGGCAUGGUCAAGCCAAAG